AUGUCUGCCGGGCGAACUAUCGUAUCUAGCCCAGGCACGAAACAAGAAAGGCCCAUUCAACUUUCCUCUAGAGGAUUGGACUUGCUGACGUCGUUCGGCGGCGAUCCCCCUUCCGCGGAACCCCGCUUGUCUACAUCACCCGUCACGUCUGUUUCCGUUGGUUUGGGGAACGAGACGGCUUAUCUGCUACAUACCUUUUGUAGUGGCUUGGCUACGUGGAUGGACCUCUUUGACUUCAACCUUUCGUAUCAGCGGGAUGUAUGCCGGCGGGCCCUCCAAUCACGCCUCGUGCUACACUGCAUUUGUGCUUUCGUAGCUAAGCAUCUUUCUCUGCUUCCCGAUGGGGCAAUGUGGCAGCCCAUUGCCUCUUGUUAUUAUGGCGAGGCACUUCAGCGACUCAUCACUGCCCUAAAUCUUCCAGGGCCAGAAAAUGGCAGCGAUGAACUUGUUGCAUCGAUACUGCUCGGGAGUUACGAGGUAUUAUCCGCAUCGCGAGAACCACACUAUUCGCAUUAUCAAGGAUCACUUGAUUUGAUCCGGAGUCGGAAUAUCAAUGCUGCAACCACUGGUCUAGACAGAGCGAACUUUUUCAUAUAUGUGCGCCACGACAUCUCUAUAGCUUUAGCCAGAAGACAACCUCUCCAGCUGGAUCCAGCCGCCUGGGCCAUGCCACCGCUACCAUCGGCGAGCGUGAGCGAAGGUGAGAUGGGAAAUCAUCUUUUGUGGAUCACUGGUAGGACGAUCAAUCUCAUCUACGGCAAUGAUGCGACAUGCUCCCUUCGACAGUCACUGAUCGACAUGGUCGAUGAAUGGUACAGCAGAGCGACUGAGACGCUUCGAGGAUUCCCGUAUGGGGAUGAGGAUGAGGAUGGGUUACGGAAACUCUUUUUCGCCAUUCCCGCGGCCGCAGCAGCCAUAACGUGGUAUCAUUUGACUCGGAUCCUGUUACUAGCAGAGCCAGAAUUGCUUCAUGCGGAUUUAGAUCAAAAUGUCCAGCAUCAUGUUAAAUCCAUAUUGGCCAUUGCAGCCUCGAAAAUACCAGCAGGCGUUCUUAGCUUUGUGAUCCUACCUGUAUACUUUGGCAAGCACGCUGUCAACAUUUCAAAAAAGCUAAGAGCCUACAUAAUGCUUAAGGAUAUCCAGAGUCAAAUAGGACAAAGUACUCAAGAACAGAGACAAUCAAUGAGCCAAUUAUUGAGCGUGAAGCUUGAAUAA
This is a messenger RNA of Xylaria bambusicola, 1215 nucleotides long. RefSeq lists its product as uncharacterized. The transcript is spliced from 5 exons. Gene Ontology annotation, cellular component: nucleus. NCBI's taxonomy places the organism in Eukaryota, Fungi, Ascomycota, Sordariomycetes, Xylariales, Xylariaceae. The coding region runs from base 1 to 1215 and encodes 404 amino acids. The record is from RefSeq and is a predicted model, not a curated record. Gene Ontology annotation, molecular function: transcription cis-regulatory region binding; DNA-binding transcription factor activity. Gene Ontology annotation, biological process: positive regulation of transcription by RNA polymerase II.